UAUAGAGUAAGUGGAUUUAUUGUGUUUGUACGUGCUGCAUGUAUUUGGAAUGACCAUGACCACUACAACCUUGGCUUCUUUAAUAGUGUUUGGAGAUUUAUGGAACGCUUUGGCCUCUGGAAAUCUAGAUUUUUUUGGGAAAUGUCCCACGUCACUACAGCUGUUCUCGCAGGAAAUGCAAUUGAAAAUGCAGAGUAUGCAGCCAAUCAGAAUGGUGCAUGUAACCCCAACUGGGGAGUACUCUAUACAUAUGUAGGAGCAAACCAUUACUUUCUGGCUGCAUCUUUCAUGGCUCACGCAGUGGGUCACAUUGUUAAUUUAGAGCAUGAUAAACCUGGCUGUGUUUGUUUCCGAAGGAGCUCUUGUGUCAUGAAUGAAUUUCCUGCGCUUCAGGAUAUGCUAAGCAAUUGUUCCCAUGAUAGGAUACUUACCUUUGUCAAUGGCUGGGACCCUUGCUUUAGUCAAUCCCGUACACCAUAUAACAACAUAAAUUAUGCAGUUCCUCGUUGUGGAAAUAAGAUAGUGGAUGAAGGUGAAAAAUGUGACUGUGGUUCUUUUAAAGACUGUUUCUCUGAUGAGUGUUGUGGAACAAAUUGUCAGUUAACUCCGGGCAGCUCUUGUAAUGCAGGAGAUUGCUGUGAUUCCUGUAAGUUUGCUCGCAGUGGGAAACUAUGCAGAGACAAACUUGGUAUUUGUGAUCUUCCAGAAUUCUGUAAUGGAAUGUCAGAGCACUGCCCACAAGAUUUUUACAUCAUGGAUGGAACUCCUUGUUCUCCACUAGCAGUUUGCAUGUCAGGAAACUGUAGCGACCGUGAUUUGCAGUGUCAAGCUCUUUUUGGACACAAAGUAAAGGAUGCUUCACCAGCAUGCUAUAGAGAAUUAAAUUCCAGAGGUGACCGAUUUGGAAACUGUGGGAUUAGAGAGUUACAUGGAGGAAGCCAACCUGUUGCAUGUCAAAAGGAGGAUGUUUUAUGUGGACAGAUUCACUGUGAUCAUGUGAAGUAUGUUCCUGGUGGUGGUGAACACACUACCUUUCGUCACAUAAAGGUAUAUGAUGUUAAAGAAGAAAACUGCUUUGGGUACGAUGCACACCAUGGGACAGAACUUCCAGAAAUGAGCUAUGUAAUGGAUGGUGCAACCUGUGGCCCAGGGAAAUUCUGCCAACAUCAGAGAUGUGUUUUUCAUCAAACUUUGAAUUUUCGAUGUAACAUUAGUUCAUGUAACUUCAGAGGGGUGUGUAACAACAAUGGCAACUGUCACUGUGUCCAAGGUUGGCAACCACCAGAUUGUAUACAAAGAGGAACAGGUGGUAGUAUAAACAGUGGCCCUCCAAUUACUGCUGGGAAAAGAUUUAAAGCCAAAGUACAUAUCAGUAUCAGCAGGCUAAUAAUGCUUGUAGGUACUCGCAUCCUUCUUGUCUUGGCUUCGAUUACGUCUGGUGCUAUUUCAAAAGCAGUAUUACGUCCACAAGAGCCCCUACGUCCACAAAUGUCCCUACGUCCCCCCCCCCCGUUAAUAAAUAAAUGAUUUCAUCCCAAACUCAUUGGAGCCACGCAAUGGACAAAUCCAUGUCAAUUACCAGAAGAAGUUGUCAAUGAAGUCUCUUGACUGUCAUGUAACCAUUCACAAAUCUGAGAAUUCCAUCUUGAAAUAAAAUCACUGAGGACUUAGUAUUGAA
Grammomys surdaster is the source of this 1678-nucleotide messenger RNA. Its product is annotated as disintegrin and metalloproteinase domain-containing protein 21-like. Gene Ontology annotation, biological process: proteolysis; male gonad development. The annotation marks the transcript as partial. Gene Ontology annotation, molecular function: metalloendopeptidase activity. Gene Ontology annotation, cellular component: external side of plasma membrane; plasma membrane; sperm head plasma membrane. Lineage: Eukaryota; Metazoa; Chordata; Mammalia; Rodentia; Muridae. The transcript has a single exon. The record is from RefSeq and is a predicted model, not a curated record.